UCGACUGCUAGAUCGGAGUCGAGAGGGCUUUGGGUUAAUUUCUCACGUUCGGAUCCCGUGAGAAUUGAGGAGUACAGUUUCUCAUUUAAAAUGAGCUAAUAGUGUGAUCUCUAGUUUAAUUCCAGAACUUAUCCUAAUAACAUUGGGUUUGUUCUGGUCCUUAGCUAAAGUGCGUUGUAGGAGUGAGUAAGCAAUCUCUGGUUUGCUGUGGCAGGGUUUAGGGUUUUGCUGUGCUUUGUAAAGUAUAUUCUUUAUUUAUAAUGUUUACUCGGUAUCACAAGUUGAAAGAUUUGCUUUUCGGCCGGUACCUGUGGGCUACCAAUACUGUUAGUUGUGGAAUUCUUCUAACUGCUGGAGAUAUCAUACAACAAAGGAUUGAACUAUUCACCAACUCUAGUCAAACCAAUGAUUCUAUCGAUGUUGAUAGAAUAGGUCGAAUGGGAACGGUUGGUCUGGUUCAAGGACUACCAAAUCAUCUUUGGUAUACGUGGCUGGAUCGAAUUCUCCCAGGAAGAACUCUAACAACUGUUGGUAAAAAAAUUGUGGCAGAUCAAUUGAUUUGCUCUCCCAUCUCAUCGGCAUCGUUCUUCGUUGGUGCCGGGAUGUUAGAAGGCUGUUCAGUAUUGGAAGGCUGGGAAGAGUACAAAUCAAAGUUCCUUUUUGUAUAUUUAACAGACUGUAUCGUCUGGCCGCCUAGCCAAUUGAUCAACUUUUUACUAGUUCCGGCUGUCUAUCGAGUUCUCUAUGUCAACGUUUUUACCGUAGCUUGGAAUGUGUUCCUUUCCUACGCGAAACAUUUUGACCGAUUGAAACUUAACGAAAAAGUUGAUCUUUAUCCUACCAGCCACCACAAGCGGAAGGAAAACGUAGAAAAAUGAAAUCUCAUUCAUGUAGAAAUAGUUGUAUUUAUGUAAAAUUGCACAUCGAACAAAUGCAAGCACUCUGACGAUGAAUACAAGUGACGAUUGGCACACAUACAAUUGCCAAAAAGUUGCUUGCCAGCGA
Molecule: messenger RNA, 1005 nt
Organism: Daphnia carinata
Lineage: Eukaryota; Metazoa; Arthropoda; Branchiopoda; Diplostraca; Daphniidae
Product: mpv17-like protein 2
Exons: 4
Coding region: 261-878 (205 amino acids)
Biological process (GO): mitochondrial ribosome assembly
Cellular component (GO): cytoplasm; membrane
Source: RefSeq, a predicted model, not a curated record